GGGCAAAGUCUCCCGGGGAGAAGUCCCGCUAUGAGACCUCGCUGAACCUCACCACUAAGCGCUUCCUGGAGCUGCUGAGCCAGUCGCCUGAUGGUGUGGUGGAUCUCAACUGGGCGGCCGAGGUCCUGAAGGUGCAGAAGAGGCGCAUCUACGACAUCACCAAUGUCCUGGAGGGCAUCCAGCUCAUCACCAAGAAAUCCAAGAACAACAUCCAGUGGCUGUACGGGCAGUCGGUGGGGCCCCCGGGCCGGCACCGGCUGCUGGAGAAGGAGCUGCGGGAGCUGCAAGCGGCCGAGCGGCAGCUGGACGACCUCAUCCAGACAUGCACGGUGCAGCUGCGCCUGCUCACCGAGGACCCCGCCAACCAGCACGCAGCCUACGUGACCUGCCAGGAUCUCCGCAGCGUUGUGGACCCAUCGGAGCAAAUGGUGAUGGUUAUCAAAGCCCCCCCGGAGACCCAGCUGCAGGUCUCGGACCCAGCGGAGGCUUUCCAGGUCUCCGUGCGAAGCACUCAGGGCCCCAUCGACGUCUUCCUCUGCCCCGAGGACAGCUCGGGGGUCUGUAGCCCCGUCAAGAGCCCCUUCAAAGCCCCCGCAGAGGAGUCGUCCCCCAGCCAUUCGCAGCCCAGAUCCUCCCCGCUCCUGCAUCCCGCCCAGGACGUGAAUAUGUCUCUGCUGCCUGGAGAGCAAGAAACACUGCUGCCAGGGACGAGCGCGCUGCCCGGCAAGUGCCCAGCGGAGGAGGUGAGCCUCUCGCCGCUGGCCUCCAUGGACGCCCUCCUGGAGCAGAGCAGGGACGAUUUUUCGGGUUUCUUGGCGGACGAGUUCAUCAACCUGUCGCCGCCGCAGGCGCAGGACUACCACUUCGGCCUGGAGGAGGGCGAGGGCAUCAGCGAGCUCUUCGACUGUGACUUUGGGGACUUCACACCCUUGGACUUCUGA
This is a messenger RNA of Leptosomus discolor (cuckoo roller), 941 nucleotides long. Lineage: Eukaryota; Metazoa; Chordata; Aves; Leptosomiformes; Leptosomidae. The record is from RefSeq and is a predicted model, not a curated record.